UUUUUAACAACUACGGUGGUGCCUGAUAUAUAUAUUAUUAUAACGGCCUCUACUGCAUGCUACUUGCCAUGGUCGUCGCUGAAUAAAGCUCGACUAGGCAACUGGACUUUUGCGGUGAGACAACCAGGCAAGGCGGGGGGGAUUGGCUGAAAAAAUUAUUAAAGAAAAAAACCGCCACAAAAAAGGAAAAAAAAUAUAGAAACUGGCGCCAAAUAAAAAUCUACAUAUGGCGGACUCAGAACAUCUCCCAGCGUCCUUGGACCUUUUAUACACCAGUCCAUCAUCUUCCUCAUUCUCCAGAUAUGACGCUCUCCGGCUGUCGGACGAAGAAUGCCAGGCCAUCCUCCGCCUCCCGCUAACUCAGCGGGUUUGCGGCCGAGCUGAGAAACCAGCCUCCGCAGAUGCUCAAGAGGAUAUCAAAACUGGCCGUCUAUCUUAUAUCGAUUUCCUCGUCAAAAAUGUUGACGCGAUAUUCAGCGUUGAUGAUGCUACCGAUGCGCCAUUUACGCGCUCGCAGCUCCUCCACAUUGGUGUUGCAGCCUUGUUUGCGUUUCUGCAGGCAAACGUCACUGGCCCUCCGUUGCCGUUUCGGUCAUCAGAUCUACUGAUUCCCAAAUUCUUGAUGGACACGAGCGAUGCGGGGUCCAAUGCGCCGCAAAUUUUGCAAUCAUUACGCGAGACGAUGGUGCGCAGCUUGACCGUUGACGGUGAGGCGGCGUAUAAGCUCACCCCCAAUGUCGAGCUGUUCUGUCUUGCCAAAGCGAUCCUGAAUCAUACGGCCCUCACCCCCGCUUCCACGGGUGAUACCGACAAGACGUUGACUGCUCCAUUGGUGGCCUGGACUUCUCGGAUGAGGGUUAAUUUCUUACACCAGAAGAUGCUAUCGGAAAAUACGACGACCCUGCAGUCUCUCGUUUAUGCCGACUUGGACUUGAUAGCGGAGAGGAUUUUCGCCGCUGAUUCUGCAUCGUCGCGCUCUGCGGAGGAACGCGCAAGGUUUCUCCUAGAGAGAGCAACGAUUCAUACCCACCAUGGAUUCGAUGCCAAGGCACGAGCAGAUCUUGAGCGUGCAGCGGGCGAAACGGGAUUCCAGUACGCGCUUACAGGAAGGUUGGGGAAGCGGACGAAGUUUCAGGACCGGGACAUUAGUCAACUGGUCGUUUUGGCGAAGAGCGCAGAUGGAGAGCAUGUGUCGUCGGCCCCUGAGGCUAAAGAAGACCAGCCAACGCCGGAGUCGAAGAUGGAGACAGCGGCAACACACAGCGCCGCACCCAAGAACUUGGAUCUCAAUGACGACACACUUUUGGAGGCAAUAUCAUUUAAGAAAGAUGAGCCUAUGGAAGAACAAGAGAAAUCAAUGACGGUGCAGGACCCCUCAUCCUUGCCACCAGCUCUUGCGGCUCUUGACCCCUCAGAUCAGCCAAAACUGAACGCGCUGGAUUCCAUCAUCCUUCUCUCCAUCGCAUCGGCCAUCACAAAUACCUCGCCACAACACGGCCUCACGAGAGAAGAAACGCUGCCAUAUGCGACACGGGUUCUCGACGGCGGAAGCUCGAACUGGCAAGUCUAUUCCCAGGCUCUGCUCGUUCGAAGUAAAAUCGAAGGGUACAGAUCGCGAACGGUAGAGCGAGGUUUGCUACAGCUGCAAGCACUGGUCGACCAGGUUAUCGCUGACACCGCAUCUGAUCCUAUUUCCGACACAGACAAAGCCGCUGAGCAGGCCACUACCUUCCUCCCUCGCCCAGAAGCAUCAGAGUCAGCGCCAGCAAGCGACCGGCUACAGUAUAUUUGGCUUUUAAAUUUCUCUACGAGAUGGGACCUCGAAGCCGAGCUUGCUUCGCGAUGGGUCAGCCUAGGCGGGCUCCGUAGUGCCCUUGACAUCUACGAACGAUUGCAAAUGUGGGCAGAAGCCGCCCUGUGCUAUGCCGCUACGGAAAGGGAAGAAAUGGCUAGACUCUUGGUGCGGAAACAGCUGUUCAACCGUACGAAUCCUGACUCUACAGAUGACAAUGACACCUUUGAAGGUGCCGAGCUUCCACAGCUCCCAGCAGAUGCUCCACGCCUGUUUUGUAUUUUGGGUGAUAUUGACAGUGACCCUGCAAUGUACGAACGUGCUUGGACAGUUUCAAAUCAGCGAUAUGCCCGUGCCCAACGCUCCCUUGCGCGCCAUUACCUCGCCGCCAAACCACCUUCAUUCGAGAAAGCAGAGGAAGCAUAUCGCAAGAGUUUAGCUAUCAAUCGGCUCAACCACGGCGCCUGGUUUGCAGUUGGCUGUGUGCAACUGGAACUGGAGAAAUAUGAAGAUGCGGUGGAGUCUUUCACGCGAAGCGUCCAGCUGGAGGAAACAGAUGCUGAGGCUUGGAGCAAUCUCGCUGCAGCAUUGAUCAAUCUUCCACCGCCGACCACCGUUGAAAGCUCCGAACAAAAUACCACCGUAGUAGCUGCAGCCGCAGACGAAGAUGAAUCAAUGCCUACCCAACAAAAGCCGGACCCCCACAAACACAAUCGAGAUGCCCUGGCCGCUCUCAAACGUGCAGCCAGAUACAAACACACAGACCACCGCAUCUGGGACAACCUCCUAACCGUCAGCGCCUCAAUCCCACCCCCCGACACCCCCUUCCGCGACAUCGUCUACGCACAGAAACGCCUCAUCGAGCUCCGCGGCCCCAAAGAGGGCGAACAGGCAAUCGACAUCAACAUCCUCACCGCCCUCAUCAACACCCUUACAGCAGAGAACGCGUUUGACAGCGAUAGCGUUGAUGAGGCAAAGUCAACCGCAGCAGCCCCUGUCUUCCGCCGCGGCUCCCUCCCAGCAAUAAUCCUCGCCCUCCUCGACGAAGACGUCAUCCCGCUCAUCACGCACUCGGCACCGCUCUGGCUCCUCGUCGGGAAGGUAGAGGCAUGGCGAAAGCGGCCAUCCCGCGCGCUCGCGGCGCAUGAGAAGGCGUGGCGUGCCACGGUCGCGUCGUGCACGCAGGGCGCGUUCCAGAUGGGCGACGAAGGGAAGUGGAUGGAGGUUGUAGAGGCGACGGAGAGGGUGGUUCGUGAGGGAUAUGCGGCUUUUGGGCCGAUGGAUAAGGAGCGGGAGGGAGAUGUGAUUCCGGAGGAGGGUGCGGGGGGAGGCGGGGCGGAACUUGUUGCGAAGGAUUGGAGGUUUAAAUCGCGUAGUGCGGUGAGGAGUGUGCAGGGGAAGGGGAAGGAGUUGUGGGAGGGAACUGAGGGUUGGCGGCGAUUGAAGGAGUUGAGUGGUGAGGUUAGCGGGGGUAAUUAAGUUAGAUGAUUGCGAUAGGAAUGUAUCCUCUGCUGAAUGAUUUGUGUCAAUCGUUAGUACGGUAAACAUAUAGACAAUAGACAGAGUUGGAGCUUUUACUGAUAUUGCAAUUUGACGUUGUUUAAAAAGUGACUGUUAUUAUCAGCUAUUUAGUUGGUAAUUUAAUGUUUAAAAAUUAUAAUUAUUCUAAAAACGUCCAGGUAGAAAGGUACGAUGAAAAUAUUGUAGAAUAUUUUUUUUUU
Molecule: messenger RNA, 3513 nt
Organism: Blastomyces dermatitidis ER-3
Lineage: Eukaryota; Fungi; Ascomycota; Eurotiomycetes; Onygenales; Ajellomycetaceae
Product: TPR domain-containing protein
Exons: 1
Coding region: 227-3271 (1014 amino acids)
Molecular function (GO): protein binding
Source: RefSeq, a predicted model, not a curated record